AUGCUUUCGGCCCCGAACACCCUCGUCGACGUUGCGCAUGUUCCGCGCCUCAAAGAUUUCGCCCCGCUGCUGAAACGCCCGGAUCUUUGGUCCUCCAUUGUGAUCUCGGAUGCUCGGGUGCUUUCCCCAGGCCUCCGCAUGUCCAUGCCGCGCGCUAUUCUGGGGCCCCCUUCACCUUUGCCAUCGUCAUACUCGACGAACACGCCCUUUGACGAGCACAGCACAGGCAUCAUCGUCCUUCUGCGUGAUACCAUCGCCCGCCCGCCGUCGCCAUUUGCGAGCGCAGUGCGAAGCGCACGCGGCACACCAAUCACGAGCCUGCGGGGCCCCCGCGUGCCUGGCCAGAUUCUCAGACCUUCCAUCCUCGCCACCCCCGCUCUGUGCCUCAGCCGCCCGCCCUCGCAUUUUCUGGCAAAUGUCCGCCGUGUCGAUCUUACAGCCUCAGGCUCCUGCAAAUUUUCCUCCCAUUCAUCGUCCGAUACAGCCGCACAGUACAUCGUUCCUGAAUGUACAUUACUUCAGCCUUGGGUGAUGCUGGGAACGCCCACUGCACUGAGUAUAUUCCCACCCAAUCGCGCCCCAUCGCCACCUUAUGGAAACCCAAUACUCCCCUGUAGCCCAAACCCAAAACGUAGCGUCGAUGGUGAUCUUCGCACCUUGGAUUUGACAGCUUCGGACCCGCUGGGGUCGAAGGACAGCCGUCUGCACUGGACAAAGUCCCCCUCCUCUUGA
Gloeophyllum trabeum ATCC 11539 is the source of this 732-nucleotide messenger RNA. RefSeq lists its product as uncharacterized. The record is from RefSeq and is a predicted model, not a curated record. NCBI's taxonomy places the organism in Eukaryota, Fungi, Basidiomycota, Agaricomycetes, Gloeophyllales, Gloeophyllaceae. The transcript has 2 exons. The coding region runs from base 1 to 732 and encodes 243 amino acids.